AUGUUAUCCAUAUUACGCAAGGCGAGACUCAAGGACAAGGAGAUGAGAAUUUUGAUGCUCGGACUGGAUAAUGCUGGCAAGACUACGAUAGUCAAAAGAAUCAUGGGGGAAGAUGUCAACACUCACGCUGACCAUUUAAAGUUACAAGCUGAACAUUUGUAUUACCUCUUUAACUUUCCGCUAUUUCUAGUGAAAUAUAUACUGAACCUUACAAUUGUAGGGGAUGUUGGGGGUCAAAAGACUCUCCGAUCAUACUGGAGAAACUAUUUUGAGAAGACUGAUGCUUUGAUAUGGGUGGUUGAUGCCACUGACCGUCUACGUAUUGAAGAUUGCAAGGAAGAGUUGCAUGCUUUACUGCAGGAAGAGAGACUUUCUGGGGCGAGUCUUCUUGUGUUUGCCAACAAGACAGAUGUUAAUGGCUGCAUGACCAAGACCGAAAUAAAAGAUAUGUUGGUGCUAGAUGAAAUUCGGACGCACAAAUGGCACAUCAUUAAUUGCAGCGCGAUCACAGGCGAUAAUUUGGACGAAGGACUGACUUGGGUUGUCGAAGACUCCAAGGAACGAUUAUUUCUAUAUUGA
Botrytis fragariae is the source of this 579-nucleotide messenger RNA. Its product is annotated as putative adp-ribosylation factor 1 protein. The coding region runs from base 1 to 579 and encodes 192 amino acids. Gene Ontology annotation, biological process: protein folding. Gene Ontology annotation, cellular component: cytoplasm; microtubule cytoskeleton. The transcript is spliced from 5 exons. Gene Ontology annotation, molecular function: GTP binding; GTPase activity. The record is from RefSeq and is a predicted model, not a curated record. Lineage: Eukaryota; Fungi; Ascomycota; Leotiomycetes; Helotiales; Sclerotiniaceae.